Molecule: messenger RNA, 1435 nt
Organism: Vanrija pseudolonga
Lineage: Eukaryota; Fungi; Basidiomycota; Tremellomycetes; Trichosporonales; Trichosporonaceae
Gene: SPCC777.06c
Product: Putative hydrolasec
Exons: 2
Coding region: 75-1385 (436 amino acids)
Source: RefSeq, a predicted model, not a curated record
UAUCGAGAUCUCAUAGCACAUCUUGCACAGCUUGAACAACGCGCGCAGCCGCACCUCCUCUUCCUCAUCGUCCCAUGGCAACCUCCGACCCGUCGCCAUCGGCCUCGGCCAGCGCAACAGCCGCAGCUGCUGCUGGCAACACUGCCCUCCGACUCCACUUUGUCGGCACGGGCACGUCCACCGCGUUGCCAGUCGCGCCCUGCCUCGCAGAGGUGGACAAGCCUUCGCGCGACGUCGGUUUCUUCCUCGACGACUACAAGGCGAGCGAGGACAAGGCGCCCGCCCACUGGGCAGGCUACGAUCCGAGCGCCGCUUGGCCUGCAAGCGUCGCGUGCAGCUCGUGCCGCGCUGCCGUCGACCGGCGCGUAGCGUCCGGCUGGAAGAACCGGCGCGGAAACCCCGGGCUCGUGCUGCGUAAACGGGAUACCGGGGGCCAAUGGCGCAAUGUCGUCGUCGACGUCGGCAAGACGUUCCGCGAGCAGUCGUGCAAGCUCUUUCCGCGCUGGGGCAUCAAGCGCAUCGACGCCGUGCUCAUUACCCACGGCCACGCGGACGCGUACAACGGCCUUGACGACCUGAGAGAAUGGUGUAACCGCCAGGGCAGUGGCAUUCCGGUUUACCUCUCCAAGGCGACGUUUGAGACUGUCGCCGCGUCGUUUCCUUAUCUUGUCGACAAGACCAAGGCGACGGGCGGGCACGACCUCCCGACACUCGAGUUCAAGAUCAUUGACGACGAGUCCGAGUUUGUCGUCGAGGGGAUCACUGUCACGACGCUGCCUGUCCACCACGGCCGUUACUUCAACGCCACGCCCGCGGCGGCCCCGGCGCCCAGCGCACCGGGCACGCCCGUCCCCGGGACGCCAGCCCAGCCUACCCCGUUCAUCUGCCUGGGCUACGUGUUUGACCGCUCGAUCGUGCUCUUGAGCGAUGUGUCGUCGGUGCCUGAUCAGACGUGGAAGCGGCUCGAGGCAGCGCUCGACGGCGAGCAGCUGCCCGUGCUCAUUGUCGACGCGCUCUGGCCGUGGCGCCCGCACGCGUCGCACGUGUCGUGGAUCCAGGCCAUGGAGAUUGCGCUGCGCAUCAAGGCGUCCAUCACCUACGUGCUUGGCAUGACGCACCCGACGACGCACUGGCAGUGGGAGGAGCUGGGGCGGUCGAUCCGCGGCGAGGACGGCCGCGAGCCUGAGCACGACACGCACCGCCUGACGCAGAAGCUCAUCAGCGAGGUGUGGGCUCACGAGGACAUGGGCAAGAUUGCCGACGGCCUGCGCGAGUGGAAGGGCGUUGUAGAGCCUGCAUUCGACGGCUUGGGGCUCGAGAUUGACCAUGGCCAGUACCAUGUCCUUGCAGACGGUCAAGGCUCUACGGGUGGCUGGGAUCUUUAGAGAUGCGUUACUGCCACUUGUGCCAACUUUAUAGACGACCAUAGAUGGAU